Eruca vesicaria subsp. sativa (arugula) is the source of this 1622-nucleotide messenger RNA. NCBI's taxonomy places the organism in Eukaryota, Viridiplantae, Streptophyta, Magnoliopsida, Brassicales, Brassicaceae. The record is from the annotation of a GenBank genome assembly.
UUGGCAUCUUUAUUUCAGGGUCCUUGAGGAAAAGGAUUCUCAACUGUGCUGCGUCUUCUAUCCACAAUCCGUUGAGGAACUUGGGGAUCUAUAUAUAGUUUUCUUGUAACACCUGGUGUUUUGUUAUGGACAUAAAAUCUGGUCACUCGUCUCCUGUAAUGACUGAUUCUCCACCAAUAAGCAACUCAAGAUUAACCAUUCGUCAGAACAGACUACCAUACUCAGCAGCAGCAGCCACGGCCCUCUCACAGAACAACAAUCUUUUGCUAACCGUUCCCAGAAAGAAAGCUGGGAUUCUUGAUGAUGUUAAGUCUAGUAGUUGGCUUGAUGCAAUGAAAUCUUCUUCUCCUCCUCCGGCAAUACUUAACAAAGACAACAUUAGCAGCGAUGCUGCUGACAUGAGUUAUGGCGAAUGGACGCUCAAGUAUCCAUCAGCUCUUACUACUUUUGAGAAAAUCAUGAGUUUUGCAAAAGGGAAAAGAAUAGCAUUGUUUCUUGAUUAUGACGGCACACUUUCCCCUAUAGUAGAGGAACCUGAUUGCGCCUACAUGUCAAAUGCUAUGCGUACUGCAGUGCAAAACGUUGCCAAGUACUUCCCAACCGCGAUCAUUAGUGGAAGAAGCCGUGAUAAGGUGUAUGAGUUUGUUGGACUGAGUGAACUUUAUUACGCGGGAAGCCAUGGAAUGGACAUUAUGAGUCCUACAGGAGAAUCUUUAAACCAUAAACAUCUCAUCCGUAGUACUGUAUCAGUUAAUGAAGAGGGGAAAGAUGUAAGUCUGUUCCAACCUGCUAGCGAGUUUCUACCAAUGAUCGAUAAGGUGCUUUUUUUGCUUGUGGAGCGUACAAAAGAUAUCAAAGGGGUUAAAGUGGAAGACAAUAAGUUCUGCAUCUCUGUACAUUACCGCAAUGUAGAAGAAAAGAACUGGACAUUGGUUGCACAACGCGUUGAUGAUGUCAUUAGAACAUAUCCAAAGCUACGUCUAACACAUGGCCGGAAGGUUUUAGAGAUCCGUCCAGUUAUUGACUGGGACAAAGGGAAAGCUGUUACAUUUCUACUCGAAUCUCUCGGCCUUAACAAUUGUGAGGAUGUUCUCCCAAUCUAUGUCGGGGACGAUCGAACAGAUGAAGAUGCAUUUAAGGUAUUACGAGAUGGACCAAACCACGGUUAUGGUGUAUUAGUAACUGCUGUGCCUAAAGACAGCAAUGCCUUUUACUCGCUUCGUGAUCCAUCUGAGGUGAUGGAGUUUCUUAAAUCAUUGGUGACAUGGAAGAGAUCAAUGGGUUAGUAGAAGAAGUAGGAGAAAAUGGUUGACUAUAAAUAUAUAUAUAUAUAUAUAUGGAAGCUAGAAGAUUAUUGUUAUACAGAGGAAAUGGAGAAAGAGAUGAUGCAAAAGUAAAGAAUUUAGUUUAUCUUUGGUUCUUGUUUGGUGUUUUCAAAGUUGUUUAGAUACAGUUGAGAUUUUAACCUAACGUCGCCGGAGAAAGAGAUCACAUGAAGGCUUAAAGCAUGCCGGAGAUCUAUUUUUCUGAUCGAUAUCUCAUUUUUUUCUUCCUCUUUCAACUGUACAUUUUUCUUUCAUCUCGAACAAUUGUUUCUAUAAUCUGGUGCUACUAAAUUUUGG